This is a messenger RNA of Phoenix dactylifera (date palm), 1137 nucleotides long. RefSeq names its product peptide methionine sulfoxide reductase A5-like. Gene Ontology annotation, biological process: cellular response to oxidative stress. NCBI's taxonomy places the organism in Eukaryota, Viridiplantae, Streptophyta, Magnoliopsida, Arecales, Arecaceae. The record is from RefSeq and is a predicted model, not a curated record. Gene Ontology annotation, molecular function: peptide-methionine (S)-S-oxide reductase activity. Gene Ontology annotation, cellular component: cytoplasm.
UAACUUUGACUAUGCGAGACAGCCAUAGAAACCCUCUCCCCGAGUCUCCGUUUCUUCGGCCGUUACCUUCUUCUUCUCAGCGACCAAAAACCGAACACCUCGAGGCCGAUCUCGAUCUCCUCCAGUGUCGCCUCCACGCCGAAAUCGAAUGGAUUUUCCCAAUGGGGGCCUCUUCCUCCUAAGGCUUCUCCUCCUUUUCGGCGCCUUGGCGGAUCCGGCGGCGGCCAUCCGGUUCCCCGAGCGGAUCCCGGAAUCUGGCCGCCGGCAGCUGACCCAGCCCCUCAGGGUCGCCGUCUUCGCCCUCGGGAGCUUCUGGCGGUCGGAGGCCACCUUCGGAUGCCUCCCCGGCGUCGUCCGGACCUCCGUUGGGUAUGCUGGUGGGACGAAGACCAAUCCAGGGUAUCCGAAUCUGGGGGACCACGCCGAGUGCGUCAAGGUUGAAUAUGAUCCCAAAGUGAUUCAAUUCAAGCAGCUUUUGGAUGUCUUCUGGGCUAGUCAUGAUCCUAGGCAGGUCUUUGGCCAAGGACCAGAUGUAGGUAACCAGUAUAGAUCAAUUAUAUUCACAAAUGGAACCCUAGAGGCUAGGUUAGCUGCUGCAAGCAAAGAAAGGGAACAAACCAAGAGUCGGAGCAGUAUUGUGACUACACAAAUCCAACAAAUAGGAACAUUCUAUCCUGCUGAAUUUGAACACCAGAAAUUUGAGCUGAAGCGUAACCGAUUUCUCCUGCAAUUGAUUGGAAGCAUGCCAGAAGAGGAACUUAUGACAUCAAGCCUAGCUGCAAAGUUGAAUGGCUAUGCUGCUGAGCUUUGCCCUCCAAGAAUCCAAAAGAAGAUUGAUGCCAAGAUUGAUGAGAUACUAAAAAAUGGUUGGCCUAUAUUAAGGGAGGUUUAGAUGUGUUGGGGCAAGGGAGCUUUGGUGUGAUGAAUCUUGUCACAUUAGUGUCUAAAGUCUUGUAGCAAACAGCCAUUAGCUUGUAGCAGGGUGAGGGUGGGAAUUGGUGUUGCAUGGUGUAUGUUUAGAUGGUUUUGGGUGCUGAUGAUGCUGACAUCUCCUUCCUUUCUUUUGUAUCUAUUGUUUAUUUGCAACAUUCUCUCUCUUGAGUGUAAUGAACCUGCUUCAGAUUUGUUUCUGGCUGA